AUGAUACCAGUCCGUCCGGCUAAACGUUUUCAAUCGACUGCAAAUGUUAAACCCGAACGAUUACGUAAAGGUCUGUUGAAAGGCCAAUUUCUCUUUGCACCUGAUAUCUCUAUACCUGAAAACGAUGUGCUACUCCCGACGACAACCGACAAUGAAAAAUCGUUAAUCUUGGCUAAGAAACUUUUAAAUGAAGAAAUUCUGUCAAGUCUACGUCGAAGUAAACGUAUUGGUAUCACUAAGUACAAAUCCGCAACAUCAUUUGAUUCCUUCAUUGAAAGUCAAUGUGAAGAUGGUAUUGAAGCACGUGACACUGGAACGGCAAAAGGACGUGGCGUAUUUACAACAAAAAAGUUUUAUCGGAAUGACUAUAUCGUCGAAUAUGCUGGAGAAUUAUUAACACAGAAUGAAGCUAAACAUCGAGAAAGUGUAUAUGGAAGAAAUCACAAAAUUGGUUGUUAUAUGUAUUAUUUCAAAUGGGGAGAAAAAGUCUUUUGUGUUGAUGCAACUGAAGAAACUAAUCGACUUGGUCGACUAAUCAAUCACAGUCGAAAGAAUAGCAAUUGUCAACCGAAAGUUUUCGUUAUACGAGAUCAACCUCGCCUUGUUCUUGUCGCUCUGCGUGACAUUGAAGUCGAUGAAGAACUUUUCUACGAUUACGGCGAACGUCGUAAAGAUAUAAUUGAUGCAUUUCCUUGGCUUAAUGAGUAG
Adineta ricciae is the source of this 708-nucleotide messenger RNA. The record is from the annotation of a GenBank genome assembly. NCBI's taxonomy places the organism in Eukaryota, Metazoa, Rotifera, Eurotatoria, Adinetida, Adinetidae.